This is a messenger RNA of Sinocyclocheilus anshuiensis, 3408 nucleotides long. Its product is annotated as lon protease homolog, mitochondrial-like. NCBI's taxonomy places the organism in Eukaryota, Metazoa, Chordata, Actinopteri, Cypriniformes, Cyprinidae. Gene Ontology annotation, biological process: mitochondrion organization; protein quality control for misfolded or incompletely synthesized proteins; protein catabolic process. The record is from RefSeq and is a predicted model, not a curated record. Gene Ontology annotation, molecular function: ATP hydrolysis activity; single-stranded DNA binding; ATP-dependent peptidase activity. Gene Ontology annotation, cellular component: mitochondrial matrix.
UUUUUGUUUGUUUCUUUUGUUUUUAUUACUCUGUGGUAAUUUUUUCUUGUAUUCUAUCGAUUGCAUAAAUGCGCGUAAUAAUAAACCGCCGAACUUUACGUUCAUUCUCCUGCAUGCUCAUUAUAAUAUGCAAAUACGGGGGCGUGGCGUCGCGUCAUGCCGUCAUCAGAAUUAGACAGCGGCGUGGUCACGUGCUCCUCGCAUAGAAUCCUCCAGAUCAAAGAUGGCGGCGUACAUGCGAGCGUGGAGAUCGUUCAGUCCGGCGUCCGGCAGCGCCUCCUCCGCCGCUUCAGUCGCGAUCAGAGCCGGGUUAAACGCGCUCCUCCCGCGCCGCUUCCUCCACCUCCACCUCCGGCGCUCCUACUCCAGCAUUUCCAGCAGAAAGUCCUUAUGCGACGCCAGGAUCGCAGCAUCCGUGAUGAGUGGCAGGUGGAGUCGGGUCACGGCGGGCUCCGGGCGCCUCGGCGGCGGCUGUCAGAGGCGCUUUCUGUUCGGGAAUAAGGGCAGCGGCUUCUCUGGAGAGGACGGAGCCGAGAGCAGCGCCGGAUCUGCUGGAGAUGAUGAGUCCGGAGGUGAUGAAGGUCCCUACACUCCUCCUCCUCAGAUGACAGCGCUCACCACGAUGCUUGUGCCCGAGGUCUUCCCGAAGGUGCCGCUCAUCGCCGUCAACAGAAACCCGGUGUUUCCGAGAUUCAUCAAAAUCAUCGAGGUCAAAAACAAGCCACUCAUGGACCUGUUGAGGGGUAAAGUGCGUCUCGCUCAGCCAUAUGCUGGUGUUUUCUUGAAGAAGGAUGACAAUAACGAGUCGGAUGUGGUGGAGAGUCUGGAUGCGGUUUAUCACACCGGGACGUUUGUGCAGAUCCACGAGAUGCAGGACCUCGGAGACAAACUUCGGAUGAUUGUGAUGGGACACAGAAGAAUCCGCAUCAAUAAGCAGCUGGACGUGGAGCCGGAGGAGCCGGAGUCGCUGGAGGUGGAAGGCGAGCAGCCGAAAGCUCUGCGGCGGAAGCAGAAACGAUCGCGUCUCAUGGUGGAGGUGGACAACGUGGUCCAUGAGGAGUUCCAGGUCACAGAAGAGGUCAAGGCCCUGACUGCUGAGAUCGUCAAGACUAUCCGUGACAUUAUUGCUCUGAAUCCACUGUACAGAGAGUCUGUGCUCCAGAUGAUGCAGGCGGGUCAGAGAGUGGUGGAUAAUCCCAUUUACCUGAGCGACAUGGGGGCGGCACUGACCGGCGCAGAAUCACACGAGCUACAGGACGUCCUGGAGGAAACAAACAUUCCCAAGCGACUGUAUAAGGCCCUUUCUCUGCUGAAGAAAGAAUACGAGCUGAGUAAACUACAGCAGCGUCUCGGCAGGGAGGUUGAAGAGAAGAUCAAGCAGACGCACAGGAAGUACCUCCUCCAGGAGCAGCUGAAGAUCAUUAAGAAGGAGCUCGGCCUAGAGAAAGAGGACAAAGACGCCAUUGAGGAGAAGUUCAGGGAGAGGCUGAAGGAUCGGACCGUACCUCAACACAUCAUGGAUGUAAUUAACGAGGAGCUGAACAAACUGGGACUGUUAGAUAACCACUCCUCAGAGUUCAACGUUACCCGUAACUACUUAGACUGGCUGACCUCCAUGCCAUGGGGCACCAACAGCGAGGAAAACCUGGAGUUGGCUCAAGCCAGAGAGGUGUUGGAAGAGGACCACUAUGGAAUGGAGGACGUCAAGAAACGCAUUCUGGAGUUCAUAGCCGUAAGCCAGCUAAGAGGCAGCACACAGGGAAAGAUCUUGUGUUUCUAUGGGCCUCCUGGAGUUGGAAAGACCAGUAUCGCCCGCUCAAUAGCCAGAGCCCUUAAUCGCGAAUACUUCCGCUUUAGCGUGGGAGGCAUGACAGAUGUGGCGGAAAUUAAAGGCCACAGGAGAACAUAUGUUGGUGCAAUGCCAGGAAAAAUCAUCCAAUGCCUAAAGAAAACUAAGACUGAAAACCCAUUGGUCCUUAUUGACGAGGUUGACAAAAUAGGCCGAGGUUACCAGGGUGACCCAUCUUCGGCGCUACUUGAGCUUUUAGAUCCAGAACAGAACGCUAACUUUCUUGACCACUACCUGGAUGUGCCCGUUGACCUGUCUAAGGUGCUUUUCAUUUGUACAGCCAAUGUUCUCGACACCAUUCCCGAACCCUUAAGAGACCGAAUGGAAAUGAUCAACAUAUCAGGUUACGUUGCUCAGGAGAAACUGGCCAUUGCGGAGAGAUACUUGGUACCCCAAUUGCGAACUCUAUGCGGUUUGGAUAAGGAGAAGGCGAAAAUCACCCCCGAUGCUCUGAGUGUCCUCAUCAGACAGUACUGCCGGGAGAGCGGCGUCAGGAACCUUCAGAAGCAAGUCGAGAAGGUGUUCCGGAAAGUAGCGUUCCGGAUUGUCAACGGCAAGGAAACGGAGGUCAACGUCACUCCGGAGAACCUUCAGGAUUACGUCGGGAAGCCCAUCUUCACUGUGGACCGAAUGUAUGACGUCACACCGCCGGGAGUUGUCAUGGGACUGGCAUGGACGGCAAUGGGUGGUUCAACGCUCUUCAUCGAGACAUCUCUGAGGCGACCGAGAGAACCGCAAGGGAAAGAUGGUCCCAAAGAGGGAUCGCUGGAGCUCACGGGGCAGCUAGGAGACGUGAUGAAAGAAAGCGCCAAGAUUGCGUUCACAUUUGCCCGCUCGUUCCUCAUGAAGGAACAACCUGACAACGAUUUACUUGUGGGCUCCCACAUACACCUCCAUGUGCCUGAGGGUGCAACUCCCAAAGACGGGCCGAGUGCCGGAUGCACUAUUGUGACUGCUUUGCUGUCCUUGGCCACCAACACACCAGUGCGUCAGAACGUGGCCAUGACGGGAGAAGUGUCCCUGACCGGGAAGAUCCUGCCUGUUGGAGGAAUCAAGGAAAAGACCAUUGCUGCGAAGAGGUCUGGCGUAACCUGCAUCAUCAUGCCUGCAGAAAACAGAAAGGACUUUUCAGACCUGGCAGAGUACAUCACCGAAGGGCUGGAAGUGCAUUUCGUGGAAAACUACAGCGAGAUCUACAAAAUCGUGUUCUCUGGACAAUAAUGCGGAGUGCGGUUUUAUCUUUUGGUACGCUGCGAUUCUGAAUCCUCCGUCAGGAAAUCACGAGCACACAGAACCAGGCUAAUCAAUCCUUUCUGUCGUUGGGAGCUUUUAUCCCACAUAAGUAGCACGUAAAUGCUGCGCCAUUCCCUCUUGAUUUGUGGGACGUGAAAGUCCGAGCGAUGUCGUCAAGAUUCCUGAAACGUUUGAGACUCUGGGAUCCUGAAAGCCUCUAGUGAAGAUUUUAUAUUGGAUGCAAUUUCAUCUUGAGUGUCAUAGUUGUAAACAACUGCCUUAAUUGUACUCUCUCAAAUAAUUUACAUUAUAUAUAUAUUAUGGAA